Molecule: messenger RNA, 2353 nt
Organism: Pyrus x bretschneideri (Chinese white pear)
Lineage: Eukaryota; Viridiplantae; Streptophyta; Magnoliopsida; Rosales; Rosaceae
Product: pentatricopeptide repeat-containing protein At1g08070, chloroplastic
Exons: 1
Coding region: 59-2269 (736 amino acids)
Biological process (GO): RNA modification
Molecular function (GO): RNA binding; protein binding; zinc ion binding
Source: RefSeq, a predicted model, not a curated record
ACCAUACUCCCUUAUCCCUACGUUUUCCAGAGUGUACCAAAAUUCAAGUUACUCAAUCAUGGUGUUUUCCUCUUCAUCGUUGCCCAUUCUACCCUGCAAUUUUCAUGUCCUCCCCGCCGCUGACCCACCGUACAAACUCCUCCAAACCCAUCCAUCUCUCACCCUUCUCUCCAAAUGCAAAAGCAUCCAAAAUCUCAAACAAGUCCACACCCACAUCAUCAAAACCGGCCUCCACAACACCCACUUUGCCCUCAGCAAGCUCGUCGAGUUUUGCGCCGUUUCGCCCUUCGGGGAUCUCUCUUACGCUCUCUCGGUAUUCGAAUCCAUCGAGAACCCUAAUCAGAUUGUUUGGAACACGAUCAUUCGAGGUCAUUCCUUGAGCUCUAGGCCGAUAGAGGCCGUGGAAUUCUAUGUCCGGAUGAUCCUUUCGGGAGUGGAGCCGAAUUCUUAUACUUUCCCUUUUCUUUUGAAGUCUUGUGCGAAAACCGCGGCGACCCACGAAGGGAAACAGGUUCAUGGACAUGUUGUGAAGCUUGGACUGGAGUCUGAUGCCUUUGUGCACACUUCUCUUAUCAAUAUGUAUGCACAAAAUGGUGAAUUGGAUAGUGCACGUCUGGUGUUUGAUAAAAGUCUUCUGAGAGAUGCUGUUUCGUUUACAGCGUUGAUCAGCGGUUAUGUUUCGAGGGGUUGUAUGGAUGAUGCUCGUGUUCUGUUCGAUGAAAUACCUGUGAGAGAUGUGGUGUCUUGGAAUGCCAUGAUUUCGGGUUAUGCUCAAAGGGAACGAUUUGAAGAGGCAUUGGCUUUGUUUGGGGAGAUGCGGAAAGCAAAUGUCUCUCCCAAUGAGAGUACUAUGGUUACGGUGCUUUCUGCUUGUGCUCAGUCAGGGUCUCUCGAAUUGGGCAAAUGGGUUGCGUCUUGGAUUGAGGAUCAUGGACUUGGUUCAAAUCUUCGCCUCAUCAGUGCACUUAUUGAUAUGUACUCAAAGUGUGGUGCAUUGGACAUAGCUCGGGGUUUAUUUGAUGGUUUGCAGCAAAGGGAUGUAAUUUCGUGGAAUGUAAUGAUUGGUGGUUAUACACAUAAGAGCCACUACAAAGAAGCCUUGAUGCUGUUUCGGUUGAUGCUACGAUCAAAUACAGAGCCUAAUGAUGUCACAUUCUUAGGCAUUCUUCCAGCUUGUGCUCAUUUAGGAGCUCUUGAUCUUGGCAAGUGGAUUCAUGCCUACAUAGAUAAGAACUUCCAGAAGUUUACCAAUACUUGCCUCUGGACGAGCCUGAUUGACAUGUAUGCAAAAUGCGGAAACAUUGAGGCAGCAACACAAGUCUUUAAUGGCAUGGAAACCAAAAGCUUGGCUUCUUGGAAUGCAAUGAUAUCCGGCUUAGCAAUGCACGGGGAUGCGCUUGCAGCCCUUGAGCUUUUCUCAAAAAUGGAGGAUGAAGGAUUCAACCCAGAUGCUAUCACAUUUGUGGGAGUUUUAUCUGCUUGUAACCAUGGCGGUCUUGUAGACCUUGGACGCCAAUACUUCAGGUCCAUGACGACGGAUUACCAUAUUUCACCAGAUCUGCAUCACUAUGGAUGCAUGAUAGAUAUUCUAGGGCGAGCCGGGUUAUUUGAUGAAGCUGGGGCCCUAAUGAAGAGCAUGGAAAUGAAGCCAGAUGGUGCUGUGUGGGGUUCUCUGCUUGGAGCUUGUAGACUCCACAGGCGCGUGGAGUUGGGUGAAUCCGUUGCCAAACAUCUGUUCGAAUUGGAGCCUGAAAAUGCCGGGGCUUAUGUUCUGCUAUCAAAUAUCUAUGCAGGAGCUGGCAGGUGGGAUGAUAUGGCAAGAAUAAGAACGAGGCUGAACGACUUGGGAAUCAAGAAAGUUCCUGGCUCUACCUCUAUUGAGGUCAAUAGUGUUGUUCAUGAGUUUCUCGUCAGUGACAAAUCUCACCCAUUAAGUAAAGAAAUCUACGAGAUGUUGGAAGAAAUCGAUAGGCUUUUGGAUAAGGCGGGUUUUGUGCCGGACACAUCAGAGGUGCUCUACGACAUGGGUGAGGAGUGGAAGGAAGUGGCUUUGAGUCAUCACAGUGAGAAAUUAGCCAUUGCCUUCGGUUUGAUCAGCACGAAGCCAGGCACAACGAUUCGAAUAGUAAAGAAUCUUCGUGUUUGCGGGAAUUGCCAUUCAGCAACAAAGCUGAUAUCCAAGAUCUUUAAUAGGGAGAUUAUUGCAAGAGAUGGGAACCGUUUCCACCAUUUUAGAGAUGGUUCUUGUUCAUGUAAUGACAAUUGGUGAAAACCACUUGUACAUAUUGUAUAUGCUUUUAGGCCAAAGUGCCGUUUUAAAUCCUCUAUGCAGUUGAGAGUCUUAAUGAUUAAA